GGAAGUCAUGAAUUACCUGUGAAAUGGCUACGGUAGGACAGAUCAAUAAACAAGAUGUUUGCACGUGUCCUAUUUGUUUAGAAACACUAAAGUCACCGAAAAGUUUACCAUGUUUACAUACCUUUUGUGAAACAUGCAUUGGUGAGUUUAUCUUAUCCACUGAACAACGCACAGAACAAAGACUUUCGAAUUAUCCUUGUCCCGUUUGUAGGACAGUUGUUACACCCACCAACCCAAAAGACGAAGCAUCGCAAUGGGCAGCAUCACUCCCAAAUAAUUUUACAAUUUCGUCAUUAAUGGAUAAUUCAAAGAGCGUCAAACAGGAAUGUCAUCUCUGUCAAAGGCGAGACAAAAUUUCCGAGGCAACACAAUGGUGUCGAGAUUGCUUCGAAGCGUUGUGUGAGGAAUGCUUGCAGCUUCACGGUCUUAUGAAACUGUUUGCUGAUCAUAAAAUUGUGCUCAUUGAAGAAAUUGAUACUUUUGUUUCCGUAGAGGAGCCUGAUUUAAGCAUGAUAUCCGAUUUGUGUCCAGUUCACACCUCAAAAGUUUUGGAAGCCUUCUGCUUUGACCAUCAAGAGCUUUGUUGUGUGUUUUGCCUAACUUUACAACAUAGAAAAUGUGAAAAAGUCCAAGUAAUUGAAGAUAUAAAUCACUCGAAAAAGGACAUGAUAAAAGCGCUUAUGUCUGAUGUAGUUGAUUUUAAAGUGAAAGUAGAAACAAUUAUAAAAGAAAAAAGAGUUGAAAAAGAAAAACUUGACGCUGCCUUCAUCGGAAUAGAGGAACAGGCCAAGAAAUUUAUUGAAUCACUAAAGGAUAAACUUGACAACUUAUUGAAUGUGUUUAUUAAGGAGCUGGACAUAACUCGAGAGGAUUCGGAACAUGCAUUUGAUAACAAACUGAAAUCGCUUCAAAAACUUUCAAAUUAUUUUGAUAAGCUACAGUGUACAACAAAAACAGUCCAGGAUCAUGGUACAUUAAACCACAUGUUUAUCCAUUACGAAACAUCAAAAACGAAAUUAAAGUCGGCCUUAACAGAAGCAAGUAUGAUUUUGAAUGUAAGUUCGAUUCGUACAGCUAGAUUAGAUAAAAGUAAAAAGCUGGAUCAAGUUCAAAGGGCAAAUGAUCUUGGUGUGCUUAAAUUAACAAGAACAAUUCCAAAAGAAAUGAACACAUAUAUAAAACAACUAUUUCCAACCAAUAGUUCUCUUCAUUCAAAAACACUUCCUUAUAGUAGUUUUGACAGUAUUAUUUUGAAACACAUUAAAACUAUAGAUAUAAAUGGUUUCGAUGUUUAUGGAGGCGUUUUCGUGUCAGAUAACGUAAUUGUUUUCGGUGGAAAGGCAGAUGAAUCGGCUGGAAAAGUAAAGGCUAUUGGUAUCUGGAACGAGAAAAUAAUUGACGAAUGUUCUUUAUCAACCAUUGUUAAACGACUAACUUUUGAUGUCGAAAGCAAGUCCCUGUUUAUUUCAUGCAGUGACUCAAAAAUACUUCGUUUAAAGUUUGCCUCACUGUUUAAUUCUAAAAUUACAAUUAAAGAUGGCAGUCAUUUCAACGGAGGUCUAUGCAUAUUGGAUAGAGCAUUAUAUGCUAUUGUCGAAACAACUAUAUCAAAACUAAGCUUAGAGAAUUUACAAAAGCCUUUAGAAGUUUGUUUUGCUACCAACACAUGUUGUUUAAAUAUCAACGGACUUGAAAUUGAUUCGAAAAACCAUCGUUUCCUUUACACUUCAGCGAAGUAUGAAGUUGUGUGCAUAUCGUUGGACGGAAAAGACAUUUUCAAAUAUAAAGAUGACUAUAUGAAGGAAACAAGAAGUUUAUCUGUUCAUCCAAAUGGAAUUAUAUGUGUAGGAGAUUUAUCUGGACAGAUUCAUCUAAUAUCAGAAGACGGACAAAAAAGACGAACCAUAUUGAAUAGCUGCCACAAACUGCAAGCUGUUCAUGAUUUAUGUUUUGACGAGUCCAGUUCUCGUAUGGCUGUUUUUGGACCUGGUUAUAUAGAGCUGUACGAUGUCUGCACAGGAAGUGGAUAACCAAUUUCGAGUUUGAUCAAGGAGACAUUCAUUAGAAAUACAAACGCUGUCGUUUCAGUUCUAUACGAAAUUUGACAAAAGUUGAAAACAUUUAAUCAGAAUAAAUGAAAACUUCUUUGGGAAGGUAUUAAAAGAAUUUAAAAAUAAUAAAAAUUGUUAGUUUAAUCUCGA
This is a messenger RNA of Mytilus trossulus (common blue mussel), 2201 nucleotides long. RefSeq lists its product as uncharacterized. The transcript has a single exon. Gene Ontology annotation, molecular function: protein binding; zinc ion binding. The record is from RefSeq and is a predicted model, not a curated record. NCBI's taxonomy places the organism in Eukaryota, Metazoa, Mollusca, Bivalvia, Mytilida, Mytilidae. Bases 24 to 2030 code for a protein of 668 amino acids.